Talaromyces marneffei is the source of this 1056-nucleotide messenger RNA. RefSeq lists its product as uncharacterized. The coding region runs from base 1 to 1056 and encodes 351 amino acids. Lineage: Eukaryota; Fungi; Ascomycota; Eurotiomycetes; Eurotiales; Trichocomaceae. Gene Ontology annotation, molecular function: carbon-oxygen lyase activity, acting on phosphates. The transcript has a single exon. The record is from RefSeq and is a predicted model, not a curated record.
AUGAAUCCAUUGGCAUUCAUUUCUUCCUUCUCUUGGGCAACUCAUGAUGCCAUUUUCAAACGCAAACAUACUCCAACAAACGCUGAGUCCCUGAAGGAACAAUGCGCCUCCACGGUCAACGACCUCCUCAACGGGAUUUCAUAUCAAUAUCCAGCAGGAGUCCACUUCGAUAAGACUCUAAAGAAGAAAGUCGAAGACUCCAUGUUGAAAGCGGGUCUUUCGUCAGAGACUCUGCUUCGGAUUCAACCGUACAUCGACAGCAGUGUCAAUAUUGCCAUCACAUGCUAUGCACACACAUCCAUCGACGUCCAAGAAUUUGUAGCAACGUACACAUCAUACGCAAUUACCGUCGACGAUCUUGGCCAUGAGUUUUCUGAUGACAUGAAGAUGUUUGUCACGGGCCUUUUGGACGGAAACACCACAAAGAACGUCAUCCUUCGUGGCUUUUUUGAUCUCAUGAAAGACCAUGGUUCCCAAUUCGGCCAAUUUGGGGGAGACAUGAUCGCCAAAGCUACUAUCGACUUCGUAUGUAGUUGCUAUUUGGAAUUGGAGCUCGAGAAUCGCGGAAGGAAUGAGAAACAGGCUCAUGAUACAGUCAAUGCACCAGAAUACGCCGAGUAUUUUCGCAUCAAAACCGGCGUGUCGGAACCAUACGCCUUCUUCGCCUUCCCAGAACACCUGUUCCGUGAGGAUGAAGUGUUGCACACCUACCUCCCUGCUGUUCCUUACAUGGUGAAAUUCUUUAACUAUGCCAACGAUAUCUUGUCUUUCUACAAAGAGUCAGGGGCAGACGAAAAGGCCAAUUAUAUAAGCAACCAAGCGGCCGCUCACAAUAUAUCUCAAUUCGAGUCCUUGGAGAUGCUUUGCAAGAAGACAAUCGAGGUAUUCCACAUUAUCAAUACCAUCCUCGCCCCGAACGAGGGUCUCAGACGUAACGUUCAUCAGUGGAUGCAUGGCUAUGCUGUUUAUCACAUGGCCUCGGUCAGGUACAGGUUGGAUGAGCUAGGUAUACCGGCUGUGUUCGAGGCUAGACAAUUGUUCCUUGAAAAAUAUUGA